AUGGUUAUGGAUAAAAGGAAUGUUCUUUGUGUUGCUGAAAAGCAUGAUGCUGCUAAAAAUAUUGCCAAAUUUUUGUCAAAUGGAUCAGCUAGAACAGUUAAAGGAAAAGGCCCUUACAUUUACAAUUUUCUAUUUGAUGCAAGAUUUCUAAAUGGCAGUUUCAAUUUUGUUUUUACCAGUGUUCGAGGGCAUUUGAUGAACUUUUAUUUUCAUCCGAGGCAUAAAGUUUGGAUUGAAAAUCAAAUUUAUGAUUUGUUCGAUGGUGAAAUUCUGCAAUCUGUUAUGCCGGAUAUGAAACCGGUUGAAGAAAAUUUGAGAAAUCUACGCGUUUUAAGGGCAAGAUUUUCCGAAAUAACUCAACAGUCGGUUACAAGAGCAAUGCAGAAUCUCCAAGUAAUUGAUCGAAAUAAAGUGUCUGCUGUUGAUUGUAGAAUGGAAUUGGAUUUGAGAAUAGGGGCGGCAUUUACUCGACUUCAAACAAUUUCUAUUCGAAAAAAUGGAUUGCAUACAUAUUUAAACAAUGGGGAAGAAUUUGAAAACAAACAAGUCGUUAGUUAUGGAAGUUGUCAGUUCCCUACUUUAGGUUUUGUUGUUCAUCGCUACAAAGAACACACAAGUUUUGUUAGUCAACAAUUUUGGAAAUUGGUUGGUACUGAUGGAAAUAAUAAAGGAUUCAUUUUUGUUUGGGAAAGAGAAGGUCUUUCUAUUCAUAUUUUUGAUGAAAGUGUUGUACAGGCAUUAAAAUCAGCAUGUAAUUCUUCAAACAAACCUGCAAUAGUUAAAGAAAUUGUCCAGAAGCCAAAAAGCAAAUGGAGGCCGCAACCAUUAGACACAAUCCAACUGGAGAGAUUAGGCAGUAGAUUUCUUAGAGUAAGUGCCAAACAAAUAUUGUCUUCAGCUGAAAGAUUAUACCAAAAUGGAUUCGUUUCCUACCCCAGGUAUAUUUUUUGUUUAAAUUUUAAAAUCAGAAAAGGAUUGAAAAUUAAUCUUUCAUUUCUUGAUCGCAUUAAUAAUUUAAUAAUUUCCUUCCUUUUCAGAACAGAAACUAAUUGUUAUUCAAAUGAAUUUGACUUGGCAACUAUUGUGCAGUCACUUACUCAAAACAACCAGUGGGGACAAUUUGCAGCAGAAAUUCAACAGCGAGGUGGGCCCAAACCUCGUAAUGGGACUAAAAAUGAUCAAGCUCACCCACCUAUUCAUCCUGUCAAAAAUGCAACACGAACUGAAAUCACCAGUAAUGAGGAUUGGAAUGUUUAUGAAUUUAUUUGUCGCCAUUUCCUUGCCUCCGUAUCUCGAGAUGCAACUGGAAAUGAAACGAAAGUUAAAGUUGAACUUGCUGAUGAAAUAUUCGUAACAACUGGCUUAAUUAUCGAAGACAUGGGAUACUUGAACGUUUAUCGUUAUGAAAAUUGGAAAGAUAAAAAUAUUCCUGCUUAUCGUCAAGGACAAAUUUUGCCUAAAUUUAGUGUAGAUAUAAAUAAUGGAUUUACAGAGCCACCACCUUUACUAACUGAAGCUGAUUUAAUUGCUUUAAUGGACAAAAAAGGAAUCGGAACUGAUGCAACACAUGCAGAACAUAUUGAAACAAUAAAAAAGCGGUGGUAUAUUAUUCAAAGGCCAGAUCGGCGAUUUGAACCAACCAAACUUGGAAUUUCUUUGGUUGAUGCAUAUGAAAAAAUGGAGCACAUGUAUAAAUUGAGUAGGCCUGAUCUUAGAGCAAUUUUAGAAGCAGAUUUGGAAAAAAUAUGUCGAGGUAUUUUUUUGACUUAUUUUUUGGUUUAUUCGUGA
This is a messenger RNA of Meloidogyne enterolobii, 1788 nucleotides long. NCBI's taxonomy places the organism in Eukaryota, Metazoa, Nematoda, Chromadorea, Rhabditida, Meloidogynidae. The record is from the annotation of a GenBank genome assembly.